AUGCGCAGUGUAAAUGUGCGGUCAGCACUGCUACUGGGACCCCAGGACUGUACAGCUAUCAACAGAGUGAAACACCUGCCUGAGAAAGCUGCAGACACCAGUGUGCAACUUGAUCUCAAGAGAGCUGGAGCAUGGGUUGGAAAAGCACCAAAGGAUAGGUUAUGCCGAAGAGAUGUAGGGAUGAGCGACACAGCAAUGACGUCUUUCCUUGGCUGCUGUUUGGAUCUUCUUCAGACUUUAAUGGAGGCAGAUGUUAACAGGGAUGAAAUGCAGGCACCUGUCCUGGAUACUGAGGAUGCCUGGCUUUCUGUGGAAGGACCGAUCUCAAUAGUGGAGCUAGCCCUUGAACAGAAGCACAUCCACUACCCACUGGUGGAACACCAUUCCCUCCUGUGCUCUGUCCUGUACGCGGUCAUGAGGUUUUCUCUCAAGAUUGUGAAGCCACUUUCACUUUUUGAUAGUAAGGGAAAAAAUGCAUUUUUCAAAGACCUAACUUCAAUUCAGUUAUUACCUAGUGGGGAAAUGGAUCCAAAUUUUAUUUCUGUACGACAACAGUUCUUAUUGAAAGUUGUUAGUGCAGCUGUCCAGGCCCAGCAUUCAGGUGCAAAGGACAAAGAUUCCUCAGAAGAAGCAAUGACCACUCCUUUUGGGAAAGACCAAGAUUGGCCAGUUCUAGCCGUGGAUUUAGCCCAUCACCUUCAAGUUAGUGAAGAUGUUGUUAGAAGGCAUUAUGUGGGGGAACUCUAUAACCAUGGAGUUGACCACUUAGGAGAAGAGGCCAUUCUACAGGUUCAUGACAAAGAGGUCCUUGCCUCUCAGCUGCUGGUGUUGACAGGACAAAGGCUGGCUCAUGCACUGCUCCACACCCAGACAAAAGAAGGCAUGGAGCUGCUUGCCAGACUCCCCCCCACGCUCUGUACUUGGCUGAAAGCAAUGGACCCCCAGGAUCUUCAAAACACUGAAGUGCCAAUUGCAACAACAACUAAACUAGUAAAUAAAGUAAUUGAGCUUUUACCAGAAAAACACGGGCAGUACAGUCUAGCCUUACACCUCAUUGAAGCUGUGGAAGCCAUCUCUCUUCCUUCUUCCUGACACUUAUCUACUGAACAUAGUCUGAAAUUGUGUGACCUAGUGCAUGGCUAUUUUACAUAGUGAGAUCUGGAAUUUUAUGGAGGGAGUAUGUUUUUUUUUUCUUUUGUAAAAUGAAGAUAUAUAUUACUUUUAAAAAGUGCUGUCCUGGCUAAAUUCCACUCCCCACUCCUUUGGUUAAUACUGAAGAUAAAAUAUAAACAAAUAUCUAUUGUACUAUAAUUACAAAUACAGAUGUUUUACUGUUUAUUUCUAACUCAAACACUUAAGUAGCAUUAUUGUUAAACUUUACUAUUUAAAAUUGGUUAUAAUUUACAGACUGUGUUAUUAUGAGAUUCUAUAUUUCUUAUCUAAAAUGUUAUUGCUGUAAUUAAAUUUAAAUGUGUUCAUGUACAGUCCCCAUCAGUAAGGUUAGAGAAACAUCCCACUCCCUUUAAUAAAUGUUAAGAAAAUGCUUUUGUUACACGUGCUUCAUCCCCUUCUGGGCUGCCACCUGGGGGUUCUGGAGGCUGAUAGGUUCCUUGUCCAGAGGCUCUGCUGUUGCCGUCAGAGGAGGAUGACCUUGCUUGAGGAGGAAGAAUGGGUUCGAGGUCAUCAUAUUCAUCAGAAGGGACACUAAAUAGAUCCCGUAACCUGUUCUUGCCAAAACUGAGCAUCUGAGAUGCAAACAACACAGCAAAAUUCAUUAUAAUGUAAGUUUUGUUUUUUUGCCACUUUGCAAAGUUGUAUCCACAUCAGGUAACUGUAAAAAUAUAUUAUCUUGUAAAA
Galeopterus variegatus (Sunda flying lemur) is the source of this 1857-nucleotide messenger RNA. RefSeq names its product rab3 GTPase-activating protein non-catalytic subunit-like. Bases 1 to 1092 code for a protein of 363 amino acids. The transcript is spliced from 8 exons. Gene Ontology annotation, biological process: regulation of GTPase activity. NCBI's taxonomy places the organism in Eukaryota, Metazoa, Chordata, Mammalia, Dermoptera, Cynocephalidae. The record is from RefSeq and is a predicted model, not a curated record.